GUUUUGUUAUUGUUGUUGAUCUCUGAUAACUAGCACGCUCCCUGUCACUUGAAAUAGAAACUACGGAGCAAAGUAGUCAUAUAUUGAUAUGCAAAUGCUUAUCUGAUAUGAAUGUCCUUUUCUCAUAGCAUCUCGCAGCAUCUAGGGGAUAUGAAGAGAUCGCCCUUUUCCUUAUUCAUGAAGGUGUAGAAAUCGAUGCUAGAGAUAACUAUGGGAACACACCAUUAUUUGAAGCUGUAAAGAAUGGACAUGAUCGAGUGGCUUCUUUACUAGUUGGAAAAGGGGCUUCUAUGAAAAUAGAGGAUGCUGGCAGUGUUCUAUGUAAUGCAGUUGCAAGGGGAGAUUCAGAUUAUCUUAAAAGGCUAUUAUCUAAUGGCAUGGAUCCUAAUACGAAAGAUUACGAUUACCGAAGCCCUCUUCAUGUUGCUGCAGCAGAGGGUUUGUUCUUAAUGGCUAAGUUGCUGAUAGAAGCUGAAGCUAGCGUUUUUAUCAAAGACAGGUGGGGAAAUACCCCAAUUGAUGAAGCUCGGCUGUGUGGAAAUAAGAUUGAUCAAGCUCCUGGAAGAAGCAAAGUCUGCUCAAUUGUCAAAAUUCCCUCAUCUCUCCUCAGAACUUACAGAUAAAUUUCAUCCUAAGAAAUGUACAGUCUUUCCUUUCCAGCCAUGGGAUCCAAAAGAACAUAGAAGACAUGGGAUUGUACUAUGGGUUCCACACUCCAUUGAAGAGCUUAUCGAAACAGCAGCAGAGCAGCUAGAUGUUUCUAGUGAUUGUUGUAUUCUAUCAGAAGAUGCUGGUAAAAUUACUGAUGCGGAUUGAUUAUGGAUGGUCAAAAGCUGUAUUUAGUCCACGAAAACGCAUUAAAGAUGUGUAGUAAUAUGUUACGGCCUUCCUGUAUUGCCUUCUGUGUUGUAUUGUGAGCAAUCAUUGCUUUUAAUCACAUGGAAAUGUACCUGUAUCUGCAAGAACCUGUUGUGAAGCUGAAAAAAUUACAUGAUGCUGUCCUUCAGGUGUUGCAUGCAAUAAAUAACUAGUGAGCAUGAUUCCUUAAA
Messenger RNA from Prosopis cineraria, 1049 nucleotides. RefSeq names its product potassium channel GORK-like. Bases 291 to 623 code for a protein of 110 amino acids. Gene Ontology annotation, molecular function: protein binding; voltage-gated potassium channel activity. The record is from RefSeq and is a predicted model, not a curated record. Gene Ontology annotation, biological process: potassium ion transport. NCBI's taxonomy places the organism in Eukaryota, Viridiplantae, Streptophyta, Magnoliopsida, Fabales, Fabaceae. The transcript is spliced from 4 exons.